Messenger RNA from Staurois parvus, 262 nucleotides. NCBI's taxonomy places the organism in Eukaryota, Metazoa, Chordata, Amphibia, Anura, Ranidae. The record is from the annotation of a GenBank genome assembly.
ACGGCCGGAGGUGGCAGUACAGGGUCGGGUGGCCGUUUAUGAACGGCCUCCCCGCACCCUGCUUGUGCGCGCUCCCUGGGAAAAGUGAAACACCGAUCGUCGGACGGGACCUCUGUACGAGGUCCCGAUCAUGUGAUCACUGAUUGGCCAAUCAGUGAUCACUACGUGUGAAAUCUGUGAAUGAUCACAGAGGUCACAUGGUACACGGUUAACAGCCUUGUACCAUGUGACAAGGUGUGACCAAUCACAGCUCACUCAGUAC